CAGAAGAAGAAGAAGAUAACCCGGAAGAGAAGUGAGCAUCCUGUGACCUCCGCGCUGGGCACGUAACACCAGGGAGGAGAAAAAUGACUGAACAGAGAUGUGAUUGUUCCGUGUUGCCUUCGACACCAGUGAACUCUUCUUGGCUCGCUUCAGAGAGUUAACAGCGAGAAUAAGGAGCGGGGCCGAGCUGUCCAGCCAGCGGAAUGUCGUCACAAACAGAACCGACGGUCGGUUAACGUUAACGUUACCCGGUGAAUUCCUGCGCACAGACGUCGGACGGUGCUCAUCGGAUGCCUAACCAGCCCUAGUGUGUCUGAUCUUUUCGACGGCUACAUGACAGUGUUUAUCUAUAAAAAGUGAACUCCAGGUGUGAAGCGGAAGGUUUCUGCGGCGCUGACAGCCACGUCAACUCACGUUAUAUAUCUCUUUAGUGCGUUAUAGUGUGCGCACGUGUGUUUUCAAUAUAAAACAACAACAACAACUUGUAGGGUAUUUUUGCUCGACAAUGGCUCCGAUGGGGAUCCGGCUGUCCCCGCUCGGUGUGGCGGUGUUCUGCCUUCUUGGACUGGGAGUCAUCUACCACCUGUAUGCAGGAGUCAUCUCCACCCGCUUUGCUGCUUUCAGACAGAGGGGGAAAGUGGAUCUGCGGGACCUGCUGGCGGUCUCUGUGGAGGCCGCAGUGCUCGGUGGCAAAGAGGUGAAGACGGUGCGUGAUGAAAAUGGCCUGAAGGAGAAGUCGAAGGGCAAGACCAGGGAGGGAGCCAACGAGCUUCUGACUAUGGGCGACCUGCAGUCUCACAGGAAGAUGUUUAACCUCAUUAGCAACACCUUCCCCGAAAUCAAGGUGAACAGCGAGGAAAAUGACAACGUGUUAGAUAAGGCUGCGACGUGGAGCCGGCAGAUUCCAGCUGACGUACUAGACAAGAUAGAGGGGGGCAAGGACGUUCCCUCUGGGAGCAUCACUGUGUGGAUCGAUCCUCUAGAUGCGACACAGGAAUAUACAGAGAAUCUGGUGAAGUAUGUGACUACAAUGGUAUGUGUGGCUGUAAAUGGUAAACCAGUCAUUGGGGUCAUACACCAGCCGUUCACUGGGUUCACUGCUUGGGCAUUUGUAGGUCAGGGGUCAAAUAUGCGUCCCCGGUCGUCCUACAGUGUCAGCCCUCCAAAGGUGAUUGUAUCACGUUCCCACUCUGGAAAAGUUCGAAGUUUUAUCCAGGAGGCUUUUGGAAACAGCACAGAAAUCAUUCAAGCAGGUGGAGCGGGAUAUAAGGUCCUGUCGCUUUUGGAGAUGCCUUCACUUCAAAGUGAAACGGGAUCAAUAGACCAGGCAGAUGUUUACGUCCAUGUCACCCGUAUUAAGAAAUGGGACAUCUGCGCUGGUGCGGCAAUACUGAAUGCACUGGGAGGCCACAUGACAACCCUAAAGGGAGAGGACAUCGACUACAGUGAAGAACCAGUCAACGCAGGAGGACUGGUGGCCAGUGUUGGUGUGGACCACAAGGCCUUACUAGAGAGACUACCAACCCUGGAUCUUGAAAAGGUCUGAGAGGCACAAACACAGAGCCAUUGGUAGUCUGGUCAGGUUGUGUGGGCAACAUGUGACAUCACCGUGGGACACCAAACAUCUGCCAAUCGGACGGAUUGGAGUCACUGUCGCCGGCAUGAGCAGGACUGUGGAACCAACAUGGCUGCCACUGGAAAGCGCAGUGGCUGACACAAUGGCUCUGAACACACACUACCGUACAUGCAUACACACUUGCAGCUAGGAGAAUCGGUACAUCAUGCAUAUACAUACAAACACAUGCUCACAAUGAACACCGGACACCUGCUGCCCUCACCCUUCACCGUCAGAGGACAACGGGACGACUCUAAUGUGAAAAUUUAAAUCACUAUCUUUGCUCACUAUCUGUAAUUAUUCAAGGCUGGAUAGAAACUCACCCUGAAUGGAAACAUUGAGCCUCAGCGACCUAAACAUCCAGUGUAAUAUGGGGUUACUCGCCACUGAGUUGCAUUUCAUCAACAAACCCUGUGUUCACCAGCAUCAUUCUGUCACAACAAUUCACUUCACACUGACUUAAAAUGAUCUACUUCUUCAAAGUUGUUAUCUGACGUGGAUUAGAGACGGAGCAUUUCCACUUUGAAUGGACAGUGAAUACAUGGCAUGCCACUUUACAUUUCCAUUCGUUGGCCUUGCUCACACUGUAGAUGCAGGUCUCUUAAACUCUUACUCCGGACCCGUGGUAAAUUUUAAAGAGCCUGGGCCUUAAUGUAGUUGCACAGAUUUGAUCUUUGCUUCAAGUUAAGAAAACCUCAUUCAGAUAAAAAAAAAAAAAGCAUAAAAACCUUCCACCCUCGUACUUCCCCCACUUUUUCACCAGAGAGAAAAUGCAAAAUCUUUCAUGUGACCUGCUAAGAUUGUCUAAAUUAGUCUGGACUUUUCAUCAGUUAGACUUUCAUCAAGUCGUUGCAAGGCCCAGAAAGGCAUCAGACCUACUCAGAUUUACUAAGUUACAAAUAUUGCAGAAAAUAAUGUUUCAUCACCAUUAAAUCUAGAUUAAAUGCUCAAAUGGAAAAAUUGGGGGAAGAUUGAAGGACAAGUUUCUCUGUUUUUCAUUUUUUAUUGUGUCUCUUUUGUGUGAGACAGAUACACAAACAUAGCACAAUAUGAUAACAAGAAGAGAAGCAGCAUAGUUGAAGAGAUGCUGCACGGCUGGCAGUGAGUACUAGGAUGGAUGACGAACAAGUGUUUCAUGAACCUGAGCAGAGGCCUAAUCAAUCAGAAGAACAUAAAACGUGUGUGGGUGUACAUUUGCUUGGAGUUGUCUCUUUUUUUCUUUUUUUUUUUUGUCUUUAUCUUCAGCAUCUUUCACAGUCUGAUCCCCCCCACAUAUCAUCAUCGUCAACACCUCUCCGGUACAGACAGCGUUGGUCGGCUGUUGCAUUUCUCAGCGAAUUAAGAGCAGGUCCUGUGGAACCAGACUAAAGACUGGAUUGCCGCGUGGUCUCACCUCUACUGAGAGCGAGGUACAAAAACAAGCCUGAUCCAAUAUGUACAGUCUCAAUCAAUGACUUUAAAACUGACUACUCUGGGUUACAGAAGAAAGUCAUUUGUGUUUCCUUAGUGUUCUGUCGCCAAGAAUUAAAUGGAAGUUUAAAAAAACUAGAACAUGGGAAAAUGUCAUGUUGAAGACUGUGUCUAACAUUGACGCUUAGCAGAGCUGGACUGGGACAUUCUUUCCUCCUGGUUUCCAAAUAAUUCCUGGCUCUGUAUAAUGUACUGUGCACUAUCCAGACCUGGAAAGUUCAGUGAUGCAGAAGGACACCCUGGUACUAGUUUGAGACUGUGUUUACAUACAUAUGUACUUGCAUGGUUCUGUAUUUUAAUUAACUUUUGGUCCUCUUAACACUUUUCACCCUUCUGAAAAUGUCGCUGGCUCAGUUGACCUCUGCCAGACUACUAUAGAUCCUUCUGUACCAUCAGUCUGCCAGAUGUGUAUACAACUUGCUCUGCCACAGACUGCAGCUCAUGAGGAGACAUCAGUUAGAGGUUGGGCCUUCAUGUGCUAAAUUUCAUUUUUAUGGUUGGAGUGCCUUUUGAUCUGCGCAGAACAACAUUGUCCAAGGAUGGCGUGUUUGCCACAGCGUUCAGGAUGAGUUCUGUAUAUGUUGCUUUGGUAGCAAUGGUUAAUACGCAGGUAUAAUUCCACAAAAGCUAAAUGGCUUUACAGUGACGUGGAAAUUGCAUGUGUACUAAUACUGUAGGCUACAUUCCCUUCUAAUUGGAUUGUGCUCCUUGUGUCCUGUGUGAAAGAAACAGUUAAGUGAGUUUGAGCAAGAGAUGAUUAUUAAAGUGGGACUCCACCAA
Molecule: messenger RNA, 3865 nt
Organism: Micropterus dolomieu (smallmouth bass)
Lineage: Eukaryota; Metazoa; Chordata; Actinopteri; Centrarchiformes; Centrarchidae
Gene: bpnt2
Product: 3'(2'), 5'-bisphosphate nucleotidase 2
Exons: 8
Coding region: 506-1546 (346 amino acids)
Biological process (GO): phosphatidylinositol phosphate biosynthetic process
Cellular component (GO): endomembrane system
Molecular function (GO): 3'-nucleotidase activity
Source: RefSeq, a predicted model, not a curated record